Pochonia chlamydosporia 170 is the source of this 1596-nucleotide messenger RNA. RefSeq names its product conserved glutamic acid rich protein. NCBI's taxonomy places the organism in Eukaryota, Fungi, Ascomycota, Sordariomycetes, Hypocreales, Clavicipitaceae. The record is from RefSeq and is a predicted model, not a curated record. The transcript is spliced from 3 exons. The coding region runs from base 1 to 1596 and encodes 531 amino acids.
AUGUCGCACCGUGGCGUACGGGCGACCGAGUUCGAAGAAAGGGACUACUAUGCCGCGCCUCGUCGGUCGAACCCGCGCUUCGAUGAUGCGGACACGCGACCUGCCAGGGUGGUGACGAGGAGCCCUCCCCGCCGGGAAGAGGAGCUGGACAUACGUUUUCGCGAAAGAGAAUCAGAUCGCGCACCUUCGUUUCUAAGAGAGGGUGCUAGACGAUCUGAGGCAGGACCAAUGGUCCUUCGUCAGCGAGACGUGGAAACCUGGGAUGUACACCAGCGGAGUCCUAGUCCGCCUCGCAUUCGUGAGCAGCGGAUGGUCCGCAGGCCAAGGAGUCUAUCGCCACCGUCUUUUCACGAACAUGAGAGCGAGCGUUCCAGGACGAGGGUGGUAGAGAGGGAAACUGAGAGGGUAAGAUCUCCGUCUAGGAGGAGGAGGAGCCCUAGCCCGGCGGUGAGGUUCGUAGAGCGAAGGAGGAGCCCGAGUCCUGUGAGAGAGCACAUUCAUACGAGGAUCAUAGAGCGAGAGAAGGAGAGGGAGCCGAGUCCUAGUCCUAGUCCGCCGCCUGUGAUACGGGGUCCCGUUAUUGAAAGGGAGGUUAUCACGCAUUACACUGAUGUGGACCAUGGUGUCAUUCGGGCAAAAGCUCCGUCACCACCACGACACUCCCACCGCGAACGCGAAACAGACAUUGACAUAUCUGUCUCAAAGAACAAGACGGAAGUGGACGUUGAUGUACGUCGCUCUGCUAGCCGUCAUCGAAGCCGUAGUCGCAGCCAUGAGCGCCGCUCCCACUUUCACGACGACGAGAUCCUUCUACGCAGGGGUAUGAGCAGCCUCCGCGUCGAGGACCACCGCCAUCGGCGCUCUCACUCUGCCGCGCCGAUUUCUCCACCUGUCGACGAAGAAGCCGACUACAUCACUGGCAAAAUCGACUCACGAGGCCGUAUGGGCGAGGCAUACCACGGACACACACGAGACUGGACUAUCGUGGAUGUGCCCCCCGGUACAGAGAGAGUGCGCAUGGACGGCGUAGGCGGUGGCAGCACAGAAACAAGUUGGACCAAGUACAGCGGCGUCCGGCGGACAAAGUUCGUCCCCGAACGGGACGGCCAGCUCGUCACCGUGCCGAGAGAGCCAUCUCCCCGGCCGGUAGUUCUCCCAGCGGGAAGAGAGCACACCAGCGUCACGGUGUAUGACCACGACCGCGAAAUAGACGUAGAUGUCGAUAUUGACAGACGACCGAAGCGUCCGCCGACGAGGGAGCUCUGGACGGAGAUUACCAAGGAUUUGGUGUGUAGAGAGGCGAUUGAGCAGAUGGGCUAUCAGUACGAGGAGACAAAGAUGGCGUUUUACAUUAUGGAUUAUUUGCAGAAUGAGGAAGUAUACCAUUUGACCAUCUUGACGGACCGUAUAAGGCGGUACAGGAGGCGCUGUAGGGAAAUUGAGUGGGAGCGCAGCCAUAGGGAUGAUUAUUAUCAUAGGGGGAAGAGACAUCAUCGGCGGCCGCAUGGGUAUGAGUAUGAGUGGGAUGAUGAGCGUGUUAGGGAGCGGGAGGUGAUUUAUGAUAGUCGUGGGCCGGCGAGAGGGUAUUAUCGAUAG